This is a messenger RNA of Indicator indicator, 1194 nucleotides long. It is a transcript of the gene MVK, whose product is annotated as mevalonate kinase. The transcript has 10 exons. The record is from RefSeq and is a predicted model, not a curated record. Gene Ontology annotation, molecular function: ATP binding; mevalonate kinase activity. Gene Ontology annotation, biological process: isoprenoid biosynthetic process; cholesterol biosynthetic process. The coding region runs from base 1 to 1194 and encodes 397 amino acids. Lineage: Eukaryota; Metazoa; Chordata; Aves; Piciformes; Indicatoridae. Gene Ontology annotation, cellular component: cytoplasm.
AUGUGGGAGCGGAGCCUGGUGCUGUCCGCCCCGGGCAAGGCGAUCCUCCACGGGGAGCACGCCGUGGUGCACGGCAAGGUGGCUUUGGCUGUGGCGCUGGACCUCAGGACCUUCCUCCGGCUGAGGCCCUGCGGGGAGGGCAAGAUCCGUGUCCGUCUGCCCGGUGUCGGUGUUGAGAGGAGCUGGGACACCCUUCGCCUCCAGGCUCUGCGCAAAGGGUUUGCAGCUGACUUUGAUGGCUCUAAGUCCCCCAGCAUAGAGCAGCUGGAGACACUGAGAGAGUUUGCUGGAAUUGCUGCCAGAACCUCAGCUCCUGAAAACCUUGCUACUCUUGCCUUUCUUUAUAUGUACCUGGCUAUUUCAGCUAAGCAUGGAGAUGUUCCAAACCUGGACAUAGUGGUGUGGUCCCAGCUGCCCACUGGAGCAGGGCUGGGUUCCAGUGCUGCCUAUGCUGUCUGCUUGGCUGCAGCCCUGCUGACAGCCUGUGGAGCCAUCUCCUGCCCUCUGAAGGAGGGAGAGUCCACAGCCAGGUGGACAGAAGAAGAGCUGGCUCUGAUCAACACCUGGGCCUUCCAGGGGGAGCGAGUGAUCCACGGCACCCCCUCGGGCGUGGACAACGCCGUGGCUACCUGGGGUGGAGCCCUGCGAUACCAAUCAGGCAAAAUCACACCCUUAAAGAGGGUGCCAAUGCUGAGGAUCUUGCUGACCAACACAAGAGUCCCUCGAAGCACCAAGGUCCUGGUGGCUGGUGUCAAGGAGAAGCUCCUGAAGUUCCCUGCCAUAAUGCAGCCAGUGCUGGACUCCAUCGAUGCCAUUUCUCAGGAGUGCCAAAGUCUUCUGGAGGCAAUGCCUGCAAAUCCAUCACCAGAGGAUUACCCUCUGCUGGAGGAGCUCUUUGACAUCAACCAGCACCACCUGAACGUCAUUGGAGUCGGCCACCCCUCCCUGGACAGGCUGUGCCAGGUGACAGCAUCCCAUGGGCUGCACAGCAAACUGACAGGGGCUGGUGGGGGUGGCUGUGGCAUCACCCUGCUGAGACCAGACACCUCCCUGCUGGCUGUGGAAGCAGCCAAGGAAGACUUGUGUGCCUGUGGAUUUGAGUGCUGGGAGACCAACAUCGGGGCACCCGGGGUGACCCUGCACUCCUCCUCCUCUCUGAACACCAAAGUGCUGCACGCGCUGGGCGAGAGCUGA